AUGCCAGACCUCAGAGAGGCAACAAACCAUCUCGCCCCUCUGAGCCUCCCUGCCCAAAUCAGUCUGUACUUCCCUGGUAGGGAUGGGCGUCUUGGAUGGCAGGACUCGCCUGAGCUCCCGGUCAUUCGUGCCGAACGUCGUCGUCUCCGGGACUGGUUAUCAACCAACAUCCCGAUUCAGUGGGGUAAGCGAGUCAGGAAAGUCGAGCACGACGAUGAAGGCGUCGCCGUCGUCUUCGAAGAUGGUAGCAGGGCCGAAGGAGACAUCCUUGUCGGUGCCGACGGAAUCAAGAGCGUCGUUCGAGAGUAUCUACUCCAGCGAUCCAGCGAUGAGCUGCUGAAGCUUGUUCCCCUCGCCGCCAUCGUAGGAGAAGUGGACCUAUCCGGGGAAGCAUUCAAGCGGCAGCUUCAACUCGGUCACAGCGCGUAUGUCUUCGUCAGCCCAGACAUCGGGUUCUGGAACUUCGGAGGCCUGCAUCAUGCCUAUCCCGAUGGACGGUCGGGCCGCCACUACUGGAUGUUCAUGGAGUCGGACGCUCAUGUUGCCGACGCCGACCACUGGCUCCAGACCGCCACCCAAGAUGAAAAACUGGACUAUGUGUUAAAGAAGGUGGCCAAGAUGCCUCCGAAAUUCCGUGAGGUCUUUGAAGCCACGCCUGCGAGUGGGAUCAAGAAGGAGCCGCAUAUCUGGCGCGAUCUGGAGCUCGAAAAUGUCCCGGCGGGAAGGGUCAUUCUGAUGGGAGAUGCGGCACAUGCGAUGACCCCGUUCCGAGGAGAGGGAGGCCAUCAUACAUUUAUUGAUGCGAUGCAGCUGUCCCAGGUGCUGGGGAAGGUGAAUGAAAGGGAUAUUGAAUCAAUCAAAGCUGCGGUCGCCGAAUACAAUGCCGAAAUGCUGGAGCGAGGGGUCGAGGCGGUGCGAAACUCGAGGACGGAACAGGCGGCGAGGAAGAGUGAGGAACGCAAGUCGAACAGCCAGUCCCCCGCCACCUUGCCCAAACCGCUUCCUGAGGUUGAAAUUGUCCUCGGUUAG
Molecule: messenger RNA, 1029 nt
Organism: Aspergillus ibericus CBS 121593
Lineage: Eukaryota; Fungi; Ascomycota; Eurotiomycetes; Eurotiales; Aspergillaceae
Product: FAD-dependent oxidoreductase
Exons: 3
Coding region: 1-1029 (342 amino acids)
Molecular function (GO): FAD binding
Source: RefSeq, a predicted model, not a curated record